Rodentolepis nana is the source of this 855-nucleotide messenger RNA. NCBI's taxonomy places the organism in Eukaryota, Metazoa, Platyhelminthes, Cestoda, Cyclophyllidea, Hymenolepididae. The record is from the annotation of a GenBank genome assembly.
GAACUUCUUGUUGCUGUCGAUGAUACUGGAAAUUAUCGUUACACCUCCUACGUUGAUGGGAAUUCAGCUACUGACAUUUUGUACGUUGAGAAGGAACCAGCGUUUAUUGCCGAAGAAACCACAAUCAGUGAGGCAGAUGAUACACUGAACCAACCAUUUUCAAUCUCCUUGCUGCCUGAAGACCACGAAUACACCCCUAUUCGACAGAAUACACGGGAACAAGGAGAAAGAAGUCAUUCAGAAAAUAGAGAGCAUACUUACGUUGACCUUGCCUUUCCCCAUCCUCCACCCAGGACUUCUUCUACAACUCCUCAUCCAGGUGUCCCUUCAGCAGCAGAAACAUCUCCGCGUAGACUCCAAAAUAAUAAUCACUAUCAGUCUCGUAGUCUUGGACGUCAGGGUGGAAACAAGCACACAGCAUUGCCUUCCCACAUCGAAGGCACCCUCCCUGAACCUGGAAAGCUUCGAACUGUCAAUAUAACGCGCAGAAUAACUGGAGAACCAUUGGGGAUAACUCUAGCAACUGAAAACUCCUUUCUUCAACCGCCAACUCGAAGUGGAUCUUUUUUGUCCCUUCUUUCUCGAGACAAGACAAAGGACGAUGCUAAGGGACCUCCACGGAUUAUUAUCCAACGUAUCCUUGUGGAUUCCUUAGCUGAUAGGAAUGGGAAAUUGUUUCCAGGAGAUGAGAUUGUUGAAUUCAAUGGUGUUAUGGUGAAUUCUUUGGAUUCUGUUCGGACGGCAAUGGCUAAUUCUGCCUCUAGUAGUAAAAUUCAGCUAGUUGUAAGAACUCCUGGAUUGGGACAAAUGAAAUCACACCUGCUCAGUCGUAAUCGUCCUGAACACAAAGUAUGA